Messenger RNA from Nerophis lumbriciformis (worm pipefish), 2566 nucleotides. RefSeq names its product caveolin 2 (gene cav2). NCBI's taxonomy places the organism in Eukaryota, Metazoa, Chordata, Actinopteri, Syngnathiformes, Syngnathidae. The record is from RefSeq and is a predicted model, not a curated record. Gene Ontology annotation, molecular function: molecular adaptor activity; protein kinase binding. Gene Ontology annotation, cellular component: cytoplasmic vesicle; sarcolemma; caveola. Gene Ontology annotation, biological process: negative regulation of endothelial cell proliferation; insulin receptor signaling pathway; cell differentiation.
CAUCGACUUGUUUUGUCCUGUACUUGGACGUCCGCCUGCAGGAACAUUCCAGAGGUGUGAAAAGGUGUCCAUCCGUGCACGUGGCUGCGCGCGUUCUGGGCGGAGUUCUUCUCUCGCUUCUACUUGCUUCUACUUGCUUCUGUCAGCUUCUGUGCUGCUAAAUGAGCGCCCUCCGUGCAGCAGAACCAGCAGCAGAACCAGGAGCAGAACCAGGAGCAGAACCAGGAGGACUAUAGGAGGUGCGGGCGGGAAGCAAGAUGGGCGUGGAGGAGGACACACGUGACACCAGGAUUCUGAUGGACGAGGACGGCUUGGACAAGAACUUCCAGCCAGUUCUGGACCACAAGAAGAGGGGCAAAGAGUUCGCUGCCAGGGCGGACCGAGACCCGAACCACAUCAAUGCGCACCUAAAGGUGGACUUCGAUGACGUCAUCGCCGAGCCACCGUCCGUGAGGAGCUCCGACAAGGUGUGGAUCUUUAGCCACGCCCUCUUCCACCUGGUCAGGUUCCUCUUCUACCGAGUCAUCAGCGUCCUGCUGGCCGUGCCGGUGGCCUUCAUCCUCGGCCUCUUCUUCGCCAUGCUCGGCCUCGUCCACGUCUGGUUGGCGACGCCCGCCAUCAGGAGCUUCCUGCUUCUGCUGCCGUCAGCACGGCGCCUGUGGACGAGCUGCAUGGACCUUUUUCUCACGCCUUUCUUUCAAAGCGCCGCCAAGAUUUGCUCAAGGGUUGACGUUCAAACCAGCGACUGAACGGGAACAUGACAGUCCAUCAAACUAUCAAUUGUGACUGUGACUGUGACUGUGACUGUGACUGUGACUGUUACUGUGACUGUGACUGUGAUUGUGACUGUAAUUCCUAUUGUGACUGUGACUGUGAAUGUGACUGUGAUUUUGACUGUGAUUCUGAUUGUGACUGUGAUUGUGACUGUGAUUGUGAUUCUGAUUGUGACUGUUACUGUCAUUGUGACUGUGGCUGUGACUGUGAUUGUGACUGUAAUUGAGACUGUGAUUGUGACUGUGAUUCUUAUUGUGACUGUGACUGUGAAUGUGACUGUGACUGUGAUUUUGACUGUGAUUCUGAUUGUGACUGUGACUGUGAUUGUGACUGUUACUGUCAUUGUGACUGUAACUGUGACUGUGACUGUGAUUGUGAUUGUGAUUGUGACUGUGAUUUUGAUUGUGACUGUUACUGUCAUUGUGACUGUGACUGUGAUUCUUAUUGUGACUGUGAAUGUGAUUAUGAUUGUGAUUGGGAUUAUUAUUAUUAUUAUUAUUAUUGUUAUUGUGAUUGUGAUUGUGAUUAUGUUUAUGAUUAUUAUUGGGAUUGGGAUUAUUAGUAUGAUUGUGAUUGUGACUGUGAUUAUGAUUAAGAUUGGGAUUAUUAUUAUGAUUGGGAUUGGAUUGUGAUCGGGAUUAUGAUUGGGAUUGGGAUUAUAACUGUGAUUGUGAUGGUAAUUGUGAUUAUGAUUGGUAUUGUGAUUAUGAUUAUUAUUGUGAUUAUGAUUAUGAUUGGGAUUAUUAUUAUGAUUAUGAUUAUGAUUGUGAUUAUGAUUGUGAUUGUGAUUAUGAUUGGUAUUGUGAUUGUGAUUAUGAUUGGUAUUGUGAUUAUAAUUGUGAUCAUGAUUGUGAUUAUGAUUAUUAAUUAUUGUGAUUGUGAUUGUUAUUAUGAUUUUGAUUGGUAUUGUGAUUAUGAUUGUGAUUAUGAUUAUUAUUGGGAUUAUUGUUAUGAUUGUGAUUAUGAUUGUGAUUGUAUUAUGAUUAUUAGUUAUUGUGAUUGCAAUUGUGAUUAUGAUUAUGAUUGGUAUUGGGAUUAUGAUUGUGAUUAUGAUUGUGAUUAUGAUUAUGAUUGUGAUUGUGAUUGCUAUUGUGAUCAUGAUUGUGAUUAUGAUUGUGAUUAUGAUUGUGAUCAUGAUUGUGAUUAUGAUUAUGAUUAUUAGUUAUUGUGAUUGCGAUUGUGAUUAUGAUUAUGAUUGAUAUUGUGAUUAUGAUUAUGAUUUGGAUUAUUAUUUUUGAUUAUGAUUGUGAUUGUGAUUAUGAUUAUUAGAUAUUGUGAUUGCGAUUGUGAUUAUGAUUGGUAUUGAGAUUAUGAUUAUAAUUGUGAUUAUGAUUGUGAUUAUGAUUAUUAUUGGGAUUGGAAUUAUUGUUAUGAUUGUGAUUGUGAUUAUGAUUGUGAUCAUGAUUGUGAUUAUGAUUUUUAGUUAUUGUGAUUGCGAUUGUGAUUAUGAUUGUUAUUACGAUUGUCAUUACGAUUACGGUUAUGAUUAUGAUGACAUCAUCCCUUUCAUCAAACUGCUGACUUUGUCCAAGAUGGCGUCCAAGUCUCCUCCUUUAGUAGAAGCUCCUGCACCUUUCCAAGAUGGCCGACCUCUCAUCGCUUACCAAACAUGAAUAUUAAAUGAUUUAUUCUUUUUCUUAGCAAAGUAAAUAUUGCAUUUCAUAAACAUGCACUCAUAACAUUGAUGAGGAGAUGCUGCUCCGUUAUUGAUUGAAGUGAAUUAUAUUUAUAUGGCCUUAAAGUUGCUGGCACGGCCACUCUUCCAACCGAGCUAUAGCGGCCCAAGUAAAGU